ACUAUCAUAUGCAUUGAACCUGAACUGAAACUGUGUACAGUAUGAGGGAAAAGACCGUUAAAGCUGCCAUGGACAGAUCAUAAGAAUCACACACCAUGGGGAAUCCUGCGAAAGCCGAGAACGGAAUUCUAUUGGUCCGCUAUUGCUCGACAGAUUAUCUCCCUAUAUUCUCUCGUUAUAAGAAAAUGUAGUGGGAAGGUGGAGAGAAAUCUUACGCGUGGGAUGCGGUGAUGUAUACGGUCUGAUCACGACCAGGUUCCUUUCAAAACAGGUUCAUGGAAAACGUUUAUGAACAGCUCCAACUCAACACUCAAGUUCAACUUUUGGCAUGGAAACGCAGCCAAGUCAAACAGUGCAAAGCGCAUCAUACGAAGAUGAAGUUCACUGAUGGGGUUUCUGAGAAAACGAUCCAAUGCUAAGGCGAUUUCAAGCCGACGACGUGUGAUGGAUGUGGUAAACAACUGUUGCGAGUGUGUGGAUUUAAUUUCCUAACAAGGACUACAGGAAUGUUUGUCUAGUUUGCCUAACCCAGAGGCAUAUGUUGCAGUGCGCAAGAGAAGAACGGGCUUCGCAGAAAAUCUCGUUGGCUCAUAUGGGACUGAGGCACUCGCGUUGCCUGCUCCUGCGGAGAAAAAUGGCGGAACCGGAUAAUUCGGAGCGGCCCGUACCUACCCCCCCGUCUCAGUCUAUCCAGCCGGCUUCUUUGCCCAAACCUGUGCCUACUUUACACCACAUGCCCCACCCUCCACACACGCCCCAUGUAGCAGCCCUACCCACCUGCCCCGGGCGCGGCAAGAUGGCAAAGCUGCUCAACCCAGAGGAAAUGACAUCACGGGACUACUACUUUGACUCCUAUGCCCACUUUGGCAUCCAUGAGGAAAUGCUGAAGGAUGAGGUGCGGACCCUGACCUAUCGGAAUGCCAUGUACCACAACAAGCACAUGUUCAAGGACAAGAUUGUGCUGGACGUGGGCAGCGGGACUGGCAUCUUGUCCAUGUUUGCUGCCAAUGCGGGUGCCAAACACGUGUACGGGAUUGAAUGUUCAAGCAUAUCUGAAUAUUCAGAGAAGAUCAUCAAAUCAAAUCACCUACAUAAUGUCAUCACCAUCUUCAAGGGCAAGGUGGAGGAGGUAGAGCUGCCAGUGGAGAAGGUAGACAUCAUCAUCUCAGAGUGGAUGGGCUACUGUCUCUUCUACGAGUCUAUGCUCAAUACGGUCAUCUUCGCCAGAGACAAGUGGCUGAAACCGGGAGGGCUGAUGUUUCCUGAUAAAGCUGCCCUGUAUGUGGUGGCCAUCGAAGACAGACUGUACAAAGACUUCAAGAUACACUGGUGGGAAAACGUUUAUGGUUUUGACAUGACCUGCAUCCGUAACGUGGCCAUGAAGGAACCCCUGGUGGACGUGGUGGACCCCAAACAGGUGGUGACCAAUGCCUGCCUAGUAAAGGAAGUGGAUAUCUACACGGUGAAGCCAGAGGACCUGUCCUUCACCACAGCAUUUUGCCUGCAGAUCCAGAGGAAUGACUAUGUUCACGCCCUGGUCACCUACUUCAACAUAGAGUUCACUAAGUGUCACAAGAAGACCGGCUUCUCCACUGCUCCUGACGCUGCCAGUACCCACUGGAAGCAGACAGUAUUUUACUUGGAGGACUAUUUGACUGUGAAGAAAGGGGAGGAGAUCAUGGGCAGCAUCGCUGUUCGGCCCAAUGAAAACAACGUGAGGGACCUGGAGUUUACCUUUGAGUUGGACUUUAAAGGACAGCUAUGUGAUGCAGCUAUUUCCCACGACUACAAAAUGCGCUAGCUGACCAGCAAGGAUCAAUGACCCUCCUCAAUCCACUACUGGACACACCUUCAGAGGGGGAGGGAAAAGGCUCUCCAAAAGGACUUCCAAUGGACCCAGUAGGGACAUGAGACACAUCUGCUAGAUGUCAGUGUUCUAGGACCUAAGUGAUGUCAUCUGAACAAGCCAUUCUGAAGCAAUAGCGUCAUCACCCACCACUGUCCCCAAGACAUUCGUAAGACUGCCCCCCCCAGUCAUUCGUAAGACUGCCCCCCCCCAGUCAUUCAUAAGACUGCCCCCCCCAGUCAUUCGUAAGACUGCCCCCCAGUCAUUUGUAAGACUGCCCCCCAGUCAUUCGUAAGACUGCCCUCAGCAUGACGUUGAAUGUAACAUCCCAGAACCACAUUUUUCCUUUUUCUUCAGGUCCAGUCAUGUUUGUGUUAUUAGUACUAGGUCUAAAUCAAUGAGAAGAGGUGGGUAGAUGCUGGUCUAGAAGCAUUUUAAGCCCAUACAUUGAGCAUCUCUUUUGUCAAAAAGCGGACGGACACUACUUCCACUGUAUGAAUCAGUGAUGUCUUUCUGUGUGAGUUAGUAAGAGGAAAGUAAAUAAGUGUUUGUUCAAGUUGUUACAUUAGAUAUAUUUUGUUGGUAAUUAAUAUUGUUAUUCGCAUGUUCAGCUUUUAUUUUUUUGGUUGAUUACUUUAUUUGAUUAAAGAUAUUCAAAAAAUGCUAAAGUACGGUGCCAGGAUAAGGGAACCUGUGAGAAAUGUACAAUGUGUCACAAAUUGUCAGUAAUUUUGUCAUUUUGAUUUUGGGGAGUGGUGUGCGAGUGCCGAUGAACAAAUAAAUGAAUAAAAAAAGAUAAUUGAAUUU
Messenger RNA from Esox lucius (northern pike), 2653 nucleotides. RefSeq names its product protein arginine methyltransferase 8b (gene prmt8b). The coding region runs from base 539 to 1801 and encodes 420 amino acids. Gene Ontology annotation, molecular function: protein-arginine N-methyltransferase activity. Lineage: Eukaryota; Metazoa; Chordata; Actinopteri; Esociformes; Esocidae. Gene Ontology annotation, biological process: peptidyl-arginine methylation. The record is from RefSeq and is a predicted model, not a curated record. Gene Ontology annotation, cellular component: plasma membrane. The transcript is spliced from 11 exons.